UACAUACAUAUACCUAUACAUACAUAUGUAUUUACGCAAUUUUAUUUGCUGCUUUUACAGUUGAUUCGCAACUAAUCGACGUUAAUUUGCGGGCAUAUCAAGCAGUCAUCUCACAUUAGCCAGCGCUGACAACACGCGCUUGAUUUUUAAACCGACGCGUUUCGCCGGCAAAGCGCCAACGAUAUUUUGGCUUUCAUGCAAAAAAAAAAAUAUACAAACUUGUACCAAAUACAAAUGAUAAUUUUUUUUUUAUUUUUUUUUUUUUGAAAUCUCUGUUGCGUGUAAACAUUGCGAAAAUAAAGCUCAUGUAAAUAGUGUAUUCUCUGCAACAAAAAAGUUUGCCUUCCUUUUUGAGUAUUUUCAAGUGAAAUUAAAUAUAAAUAAAUAACAAGAAAUACAAUUCGAUUAUAAACAUCAAUAAUCAUGAGUGGAAGUGUGAAUGAAAGUAACUUUAUACGGUUAUGCUACUUGUUAAUCGCCUGCGGCAUCGUUUGUCGAUUGGCAAGCUGUGCGCAAAUCAAAGCCAGAUACAAACCUAUGGGAGUGGAUUUGUUUGACCAUGAAUUUUUUAGUGCUCCAGAACCACUGGAUGCUAAUAUAGAAGAUUGGGAUGAUAGUGAGGCUGGCAUGGAUGAUCCUGAAACAAUGCCACGUCUCUAUCAAGGGGACAUUGCAAUCGAUCCAUACACUUACAUAUCACUUAGACUAGGCGUAAAUCCAAUGAAACAUCCGAAACGUUUAUGGCCGAAUGCAACUAUACCCUACGAAAUCAGCCAUUUAUAUACGAACAACGAACGUAUGUCUAUAGAACGAGCCCUAAAAACAUUCAAUGCCUUGACUUGUGUCAAUUUUGUACCCUACGAUGGUGAAGACGAAGAUUAUGUACUUAUUUCACCGCCAGUGGACGACGCGCCACUCGGUUGCUGGUCGUUUGUGGGCAAACGUGGUGGGGAACAAGUGGUAUCUCUACAACAACCGGAUGAGAAUAGCGCACAUUGCUUCAGCAGUGAAGGCCGAAUUAUGCAUGAACUUAUGCAUGCGAUUGGCAUUUAUCACGAACAAUCACGAGCGGAUCGAGAUAAUUUUGUAAAAAUUCAUUGGGAAAAUAUUGUACCAAAAUAUCGUAAAAACUUUAAACUCAUAUCUAAGAAGAAGGGCAAACAUGCUUUUGAUUACGAUUACAAUUCUGUGAUGCACUAUGGUGAGUUUUAUUUUAGCAAAAAGAAGGGUGAAAAACCUACAAUGACACCAUUACAACCGGGCGUGCGUAUUGGUCAACGGAAAACUAUCAGUAAGACGGAUUGUUUGAAGAUCAACGAUUUGUAUGGUUGCUUAAAUGGCAGGCAUGCGCGAAUGUAUAAAAGUUUCUGUAAUUUAUUGGGCUUAUAGCAGAAGAAUACCUUUUUUAAAUUUUCCGUAUUAAGUUGUGUUAAA
Molecule: messenger RNA, 1434 nt
Organism: Ceratitis capitata (Mediterranean fruit fly)
Lineage: Eukaryota; Metazoa; Arthropoda; Insecta; Diptera; Tephritidae
Product: high choriolytic enzyme 1
Exons: 2
Coding region: 424-1389 (321 amino acids)
Biological process (GO): proteolysis
Molecular function (GO): zinc ion binding; metalloendopeptidase activity
Source: RefSeq, a predicted model, not a curated record